AUUAUUGUAAUGAUUUUGCGUAAGGCGACUGAGAAGGGCGCCCUCUAGCAAUAUGGGAAUAACAAAAUGGCGGAUCCGAGUGAGGCAUCCGAUGAUUUCUUUCAAGAGAGCAGCGACCAUGCAUCAGCCAGCGAGACGGACCAAGGCUCCGAUGUAACUGGGAGAAAGAAGAGAAUGUUCUCCAAAGAGUUGCGAUGCAUGAUGUAUGGCUUUGGCGACGACCAGAACCCUUACACCGAGACGGUGGACUUGCUAGAAGACUUAGUACUGGACUUCAUCACGGAUAUGACGUUGAAAGCCAUGGAGGUAGGUCGGCCAGGGCGGGUACAAGUUGAGGACAUAAUCUUCCUUAUCCGCAAGGAUUCCCGCAAGUACGCCCGAGUCAAGGAACUGUUGAUGAUGAAUGAGGAGCUCAAGAAGGCCCGGAAGGCUUUUGACGAGGCCAACUACUGAGUUUUUAAGCUGUCAGAAUAAGGGUUAAAGCUUAAAGACCUUCCGGGUAUUAAAAGAAACUAUCCUCUCUGUCUGGGUAUCGGCCUUUAAUCUGUUUGGGUCUGAGCAUUUUGUCACCUAGACCAACUUGAUGCUCAGAGGCUUGAGGUACAUCACACCUGAUGAGCAACUGCCGAUGCGUUGCCGUGGAAACAGAUGGCACUAAAGGUGUUGUAUUGAAGCAGAUGCCCAGCCAAGCCUGGGAGAGGUGUUGAUGAAGAGCUGUUUAACUCGGAUUUGCCCUAAAGGAAUGAGUUCAGCUGAGAUGGUUUUUGUGAUGUGUAAUUGACUGUUGCUCUCUUCCCAUCCAGCAUGGGCCCUGGGCGUAAUGGAGAUACGGUUCCUGUCAAUUAAUGACUUGCUAAGAAUUCUGCUCACUGUGGGUUAUGCUUAUUUUCUGGGCACGUCUGGAGUUUUGUUGCACUGUCAGGAAUUUAAGCUUGAGCGGGGUACAUUUUUGGAGGAAUUCAUUGCAUUUGUCUCAGGGAAAAGUAUCAUUUGAAUAAAUUUUGUAACAUCAA
This is a messenger RNA of Acanthaster planci (crown-of-thorns starfish), 1013 nucleotides long. RefSeq names its product transcription initiation factor TFIID subunit 13-like. Gene Ontology annotation, biological process: transcription by RNA polymerase II. Gene Ontology annotation, cellular component: transcription factor TFIID complex. Gene Ontology annotation, molecular function: protein heterodimerization activity. Lineage: Eukaryota; Metazoa; Echinodermata; Asteroidea; Valvatida; Acanthasteridae. The record is from RefSeq and is a predicted model, not a curated record.